Messenger RNA from Haemonchus placei, 855 nucleotides. The record is from the annotation of a GenBank genome assembly. Lineage: Eukaryota; Metazoa; Nematoda; Chromadorea; Rhabditida; Trichostrongylidae.
AUGUGGGGUUGUGGUUUUGAUGAGCGCGAUGAAGAAAGUACGGAUCUAGCAGUCAUCAAGCAGCAGUUUAUGCACGAGCCAGUUAUAAGCUCCUUCGCCUUUCCUCAACCUCCUUUGGGCAUUCAAGCCAAGGAUUUCGUCGCAACCCACUUCGGUAAGGAUGCAAAAAAUAUGCAGUUUCGGAAGGGUACAACUACACUCGCUUUCAUCUAUGAACCUGCUACCGCUAACGACAAGGGUGGUAUUGUCGUCGCGGUCGACUCAAGGGCUUCAUCAGGAGAAUACAUUUCUUCGAAAUCAGUUCUGAAAAUCUUGGAUAUUGGUGAUCGGAUGGUUGCUACCAUGGCAGGCGGCGCUGCAGAUUGUCAGUUUUGGACGAGGACAGUCGCUAAAUAUUGCAAUUUGUUUGAACUGCGGGAAAAAACUCAAAUAACUGUGAGUGCCGCCAGCAAAUACUUUGCCAACGUUCUUUAUGGAUACCGUGGCAUGGGCCUCUCUGUGGGAUCUAUGAUUGCUGGCUAUGACAAGAGAGGGCCACAGAUUUUUAAAGUGGAUAGUGAUGGAGACAGAUGUCAAUUGCAAGUGUGCAGCGUUGGUUCAGGUUCUUUGAAUGCCUACGGAAUCCUUGAUACACAUUAUAAAAGAAAAAUGACCGAUGAGGAAGCACUGAAGUUAGGCCGCCGGGCGAUUAUGCAUGCUACCUACAGAGAUUCUGGAUCUGGCGGUGUUUGUAAUAUGGUGCACAUCACUCCGACGGAGAAACGUCGUCUACCACCGAUCGACGUAAGCAAGUUGUGGUAUGAAUUUUCUGCCGAACUUGGUCGCGAUAUUGCGUACGAACCUCGCGAUGAUUGA